Molecule: messenger RNA, 1898 nt
Organism: Arachis ipaensis
Lineage: Eukaryota; Viridiplantae; Streptophyta; Magnoliopsida; Fabales; Fabaceae
Product: calcium uniporter protein 2, mitochondrial-like
Biological process (GO): calcium import into the mitochondrion; mitochondrial calcium ion homeostasis
Cellular component (GO): uniplex complex
Molecular function (GO): calcium channel activity; uniporter activity
Source: RefSeq, a predicted model, not a curated record
AAGAGAAAAGAAGUGAAAAACCGUUAUUUAACUACCAAGGCACUACAUAGAAAGGAAGAAUUAAUGUUCAGCUAUAAACACGGGAACUUAGUGGGUCCCUUUUCCUUAGUGGCUUCGUCAACAUCUCUCUCUAUUCUUCUUCUUUCUUAAUCUCAAUGUAAUGCGAAUGCUUUGCUUUUGGUUUUUCCUAUUUUUAGUUCUUUCUUUGGUCUUCUUUUCUUCCCCGUUUUGUUUGCCACACUUUCCUGGCACACUUUCCUCAUUUCCUUUUUAUUAUUUUAUCCUUUUUUUUUUCAAUUCUUAGUGACAAUGAAUGCACACUUAAAUAAAAAGAUUUUGUAUUUUCUUAUUUGUAAUAUCGAAUCCACUUCCUUCUCCUUCUAAUUAUAAACUAUAUCCCAUUACACAUUGUUGCCAAUUUCAACCGUGAACCUUUUUUUUUUCUUCCCCAAGUUGCUUCCUUUCUGCUUUAAUAUGGGGUGCGGUUAUAUGAGAUUUUCACGGUGAUACCAAUACUGGGUUGUGUUUUUUCCCGUUCAUAUUUGUGUUUUCUCACAUAAAGUUAAGUUCUUUUGGUUUCUGGUUAUUUGUUUUGAAUCAAAAUGUGGAGUAGAGGGUGGUGUGUAGGGUCAUUGUUGAGGCAAAGGGUAUGUGCUACUUUAAAUAUUGGAAGUAGCCAUGGCUAUGGUGGAAAGGCUCAUCAACCUUUUGAUCACACUCCAUUGUUCGGUUUGAAAGGUUUUGCUGAUGAUGGAAGAAAGAGGAAUAAUAAUGGAGAAGGAGGAAGAGGUGUUGGUGUUGGUUCUAUAUCUGUUUUUCUGAACCGAAUGAAUAAUAAGAGGGGUGUGUGUUCAUCAACUUGGGUUUCAUCUCCUUUUAACAAUGGGGGCAUUAAUAAUUCAAAUUCUCCAUCUUCUUCUUAUGGGAAAAUAGAAGGGACAAAUAGUUUAUCAUACGCUGAGGCGAAGAAGUUAAUGAGGCUAGUGAAUGUGGAGAAUCUAAAGCUGAAGCUUGGAAGUGAUGGGAAGGAAGUUAUUCCGUACAAUGAACUUAUUGAAGCAUGUGAAAGCAUGGGAGUUGUAAGGAAUAAAGAAGAGGCUAUGGCGUUUGCUAAGGUUCUUGAUGAAGCUGGUGUUAUUCUUCUCUUUAGGAACAAGGUCUAUCUGCACCCUGAUAAGGUGGUUGAUCUGGUUAUAAGUGCAGUUCCACUAGCAUUAACUUCUGAGAAUGAUCCUAGAAGGGAAGAACUAAAGAGGCUUCAAGAGAAGAAAGAAGAGCUCGAUGUCUUGGCGCACAAGCAAGUCCGGCGCAUCCUCUGGGGCGGCCUAGGAUUCGGCAUAGCCACCGUCUCCCUCUUCUUCCGGCUAACAUUCUGGGAAUUCUCAUGGGACGUCAUGGAGCCGAUCGCAUUCUUCACCACGUCGACCGGCCUAAUCAUCGGCUAUGCCUACUUCCUAUUCACCUCAAGGGACCCUACUUACCAAGACUUCAUGAAGAGGCUAUUCCUUUCAAGGCAGAGGAAGCUUCAUAAGAGGCACAAUUUUGAUAUUGACAAGUAUAAUGAUCUUAGGUGCAAAUGCAAAACACCUUUAGAUGCAAAAACCACACUCAAGAAUCGUUUAGGCGUGGAUCUAGAUCUGGAGGAGGCUUAAUUAAACAUAGUGAUUAUUAAUUAAACCUUAUACUUUACACUUUACACAUCUCAUUUUUUGUUCUUAAUGUUAUUAUAAAUUUAACGUUAUUCUCCCCAGUUUUCCAAGUUGGAGGGGGAAAAAAGAAAAGCUUAUUCUAACUUUUGUUUUGGUUUGUGACUUGUAAUGAGCCAUGAUCAUUUUGAACUUAUUGUCACUUUUUAUGUACUUUUUUACUUACCAAGGAAAUAUUACAUCCCCUUUUCA